AUGAAUAGAUUGAUACUGCCUCGCAGACAGCUUCUCACCCAGAGAUUUGGCGUUUCCCUUAUCAACAACUCACGCAAGAUGCAUAUCCAGUCGAUUCCCAUGUGGGUUGGGAGCUCCAACAACUAUGCGUAUCUCGUGGUUGAUGACAAGUCCAAGGAUGCUGUCAUUAUUGAUCCUGCGAACCCGCCAGAAGUUGCUCCUAUUCUAAAGGAUGCCAUUUCAUCAGGCCAGAUUAACCUGACGGCCAUUGUCAAUACUCAUCACCACUGGGAUCAUGCCGGAGGCAACAAGAAGCUGCUUGCUGAUCUGAACAAUGAGAAACUCACCAUCAUUGGUGGCAAGGACUGCGAGGGUGUCACCAAGACGCCACAGCACGGAGAGACUUUCCAGAUCGGCGACAUCUCUGUCAGGGCCGUCCAUACCCCUUGCCACACGCAGGACAGCAUCUGCUAUUUUAUGGAGGACUCUACCGGCAAGGCAGUCUUCACCGGUGAUACUCUUUUCGUUAGCGGAUGCGGUAAAUUCUUUGAGGGUAACGCGGCGGAGAUGCAUGAGGCGCUGAACAACCGCCUUGGAGCACUGCCAGAGGACACUGUUGUCUAUCCCGGACACGAGUACACAAAAUCAAACGUCCGAUUCACCGUUUCUGUGUCCCAGACGGAGCCUAUCAAGAAACUCCAGGAAUUUGCGGAGAACAAUGAAGUUACGACGGGCAAGUUUACGAUUGGCGAUGAAAAGAAGCACAAUGUUUUCAUGAGAGUCAACCCUCCGAAGCGCAAAACCGGCGGUCCCUCCACCGCGCCCAAGCCGCGACAGUCGAGGCUCGCCAAGGAACAUAAUGUCUCUGCACAAGAGGAAGGCGAGAUUAAGGAAGCCUUUGGCCUGUUUGCGGAGCCGAUGGACGGCGAGAAGAACGGCGUCUUGCCCAUUAACGAUGUCAAAUCGGCGCUCAUAGCCCUCGGAAUCCCCCCGUCCACCCCCGCCGAGCUCCACGAGUUCAUUUCCAUCCUCGACCCCGACAACGACGGCUACGCCACCUACGAGCCCUUCUUCGCCAUCUGCGCCCUCAAGUUCCACGCGCGCGAGGACGACACAGACGCCCACCACCGCGAGGAGCUCAUCGAGGCCUUCCAGCUCUUCACAAACGGCCACGACGGCCCCAUCACGCUGGCGCACCUGCGCCGCGUCGCCGCCGUGCUCAAGGAGGACGUGGACGAGGAGCUGCUCAAGGACAUGAUACUCGAGGCGAAUGGCGGCGUGGGCGUUGCAAGGGGCGUGGAGCUGGAUGAGUUUGAUGGCGUGAUGAGGAACGCUGGAGUGUGGCGGUGA
Molecule: messenger RNA, 1329 nt
Organism: Trichoderma gamsii
Lineage: Eukaryota; Fungi; Ascomycota; Sordariomycetes; Hypocreales; Hypocreaceae
Product: hydroxyacylglutathione hydrolase
Exons: 11
Coding region: 1-1329 (442 amino acids)
Molecular function (GO): hydroxyacylglutathione hydrolase activity
Source: RefSeq, a predicted model, not a curated record